UUUGUGGUAGCAAUGGCCGACGCCGUCGAAAAAUUAAUUUUGCAAAGUGAUUGGCAAGAGAGUUUACGGGAACAGGAGGGGAAGGCAUGGGUGACCUACAAACGUGGUGAUAAACUUGGGGUACAUGGUGAAUUGGAGACGCAAGGUAUUUCAAGUGAGGGUUUGCCAUAUUUGAUUGGAUCAGACGGUUUCUCUGUGGAUAAAAUUACAAAGUAUAGAAUAGCAGUGACAUAUAGUGGACAAGAGUCUAGCAUCACAAGAAAAUUUGUUGCUCCACAAAUAACCUACUCUACUAUUCAUGAUUUAAAGAAAAAGGUAUUAUCAUUGGAUGUGACACCUGGGGGUCUUGGCAUAUCUAGUGAUAGCAGUGGACUUUUAAGAGUCUGGGAAGCAAGAACAGGAGAAGUUAGAAGAGAACUGACUGGUCAUUAUGGUGAUGUUUAUACUUGUAAAUUUUUCCCAUCUGGUAUUGUGGUUCUAUCUGGUGGAGCAGACAUGCAGCUUAAGAUAUGGUCAGCAGAAACAGGAGACUGUGCAGCCACUCUGAUUGGUCAUAAAGGAGGUGUUUUAGACACAGCUUUUAUUGAUCGAGGUAAGAAUGUCAUAUCGUGUAGUAGAGAUGGUACAGCUAAAUUGUGGGAUGUAGGACAAAAUGCUUGUCUCUAUACAUUUGAAGAAUGUGGAGGAAUUGUUAAUUGUUGUUCUGUGGGAAUUCCUGAAAAUUCGUAUAGUCUUGGUGCUAUAGAAAUUCCAACAGGUCAGCGUGAAGUAGGUACUGAAGAUAAAUUAUUAUUAUUAGCCUGUGAAAAUGGUACAUUACAAGGCUAUGGUUUACAAAGUAGAAAAAAGGUAUUAGAGUUAGAUUGUCACAGUGCUGUUAACUGUUGUUGUUUUAUUUCUAAUGUCCAUGUGGUAUCUGGAACACAAGAUGGUCAUAUUGCAGUCUCAGAUAUUAGAAAUAUAAGAGUACCUAUUAAAGAAUGGAAAGAGUCAAGAGCAGCCAUAUUAUCUCUAGUACCACAUAAGCAAGGGUUUUUUGUUGGAACGGGAGAUGGUUCAUGUUAUUUUGUUAAUGAACAACAAGAUACAGAAGUAGAGUUAACUGGUUCUGAUUGUGAUCCUAUUUAUUCCCUCUCUUGUGAUGGUAGCCAUAUUUAUUCUGCUUGUCGUGAUGGGAACAUCAGACGAUACUGUCUCAAUCAUUUCUAAUCAAAUUCAUUGAUUUAAGUGAAAAGAAAAUGUUGAAUUGGGUUGAUCGGAUCUGUUAUUUCAAUUAUUAAUGAGGCAAGCACAGUACAAUUAUGUUUUUGUUUUAAAGAUUAAGUUGGCUUGUUUAUUAGAUUAUAGUUUUAUUUUUGGCACAAUUGUCAGAUUGUCAUAGCACAAAACAAAUCUACAUAUGAUAUCCAUUGGAAUUGACAAUUUUAUUUUGGACCCGAUUCAAAGAUGUCUUAAUCAUUUUAAGUUCUUGUUAACAGUCUUUGUGGCAGUCUUACUUUUAAAUCGCUAAUUAACAUUAGCUAAUAUAAGAUCACUGUAUACAGCCUUGAAUACCAAAAUGACUGUGUAUAUAUUCCAUGUCUCAUAUUACAAUCAAUAAUAAUAAUGAAUCAUUUAUAUGUUUAUCAGAUUUAAUCAUUAUUCAAAUUUAGUGCAAAUUAAUUAUUUAAUCAACAAUCAGAAGAUAAAUGAUAUUGAUUGUAGUUACUACACAGUAAUAUGUUACAUAUACAUGCAUGAGGUAAAUUAAAGUAAACAAUGGCUAUUUUUCAUUGAUAAAAUGAACAGAACAUAUUGCAUGAAUUCUUUAUUAUGUUCAUACAAUAUCAGUUUUUCUCUCUCAAAAUGUUGUCAGGUUUUUAAAACCUUUAAUUAGAAAUAAAUAAUAGAAUCUUUAAAAGUGAAGGAAAUGGGGAGAAAAUUAUAUUUAAAAUUAUUUUUGUAUAAUGUACAUAAAAAAACCUUUUGUUACUGUAAAUAGAUUGAAGACAAUAAACCUUUAUACAUAAUAAUAUAGUGGUAUUUUACUACAUAUACAAAUUAAAGACAAUACACCAUUACAUGGUUGUAUAUUGUUAUGUAUACAUGUAAACAUAUACAGAUAAUCAUAAUGCAUGCUUAUUCUGGAUCUUCAAGGGUGGUUCAUACAAAAGGAGGGUUGUAGUUGCAUGUUUCAUUCAUUCAAAGUUUUGCAGCCCCCAUAUGAAGCAACCAUAUUUAGGGCUGUAUGCAGUGUUUUUACAUUAAAUAAGUCAUUUUUCACAAUUUCUAUCCUCCAUGAGUGUUUGUAAAUUUUAGAAUUUGGUGUCUUCCAUUUUACAUUCAGUAACAUAUUUCUUUCUGAUCAGUUUCUAUGAUUGAUGCUUAAAUUCAACUUUUAAUAUUUCAAUGUAAUUUAAGUUGGGAGCAUACAUACAUGUACAACCCUUCAUAUUUACAGAAUACUCAAGUAGACGUGAUGAGUAUUGGUAUACGCAUCUUGACUUUUUUUUAGAAAAAAGAACCCACCAAACUAACAGUGUUAUUUACUGUUCGAUAAUAUGCGAAUCUUGAAACAAGACCUACUACAUAAUUUGAGUUAUAUAGCAACGUUUAUGACAAUAUUAAACACUUUCAUUUAAAAGUUGAUUCAGUGUAAUAUUUAUGUAUUAGAAAGUAUUGUGUACACUUGCUAUGCCUACUAACAGGUAUAUAAUAUAUGUGAAUAUCAGAUUACCGGUAAUACAAAAUGAUGUUAUGACUCACCCUGUAUUAUUGAUUAAAUGUUAAAAUAAUAUAACAGCUAACUUCAAUAAAUAAUAUUAUAAACAAU
This is a messenger RNA of Patella vulgata (common limpet), 2812 nucleotides long. RefSeq names its product proteasomal ATPase-associated factor 1. Lineage: Eukaryota; Metazoa; Mollusca; Gastropoda; Patellidae. Gene Ontology annotation, molecular function: protein binding. Bases 13 to 1209 code for a protein of 398 amino acids. The record is from RefSeq and is a predicted model, not a curated record. The transcript has 11 exons.